This is a messenger RNA of Haliotis rufescens (red abalone), 8538 nucleotides long. Its product is annotated as neuronal calcium sensor 2-like. The record is from RefSeq and is a predicted model, not a curated record. Gene Ontology annotation, molecular function: calcium ion binding. The transcript has 5 exons. Lineage: Eukaryota; Metazoa; Mollusca; Gastropoda; Lepetellida; Haliotidae. The coding region runs from base 467 to 1048 and encodes 193 amino acids.
CAUUAACAGUUUACAGCAGAAGCUAAUCUUGCCUUGACUGCGGUGUGGUGUAGCAGAGCUAGGAAGUGGUGGCAGGAGACGCUGGUGCUACCUCUGUGCCCGAGCUCACACACAGGAGCAGGUGGAGUACCAACACCCAGCCCGAAGGUACUCUCUGCCGCUCCCUGCUACCGACCGACCGACCAGCCACUGACUGAAGCCUGCCUCCACACUCGAUCCAUCGUGUCUCUUGUUAUAGCUGUGAGCGCGCUCAGUGACAGUGGAGGAGGGUGAGCUUGUCUACCUGCACACUGCCUCCACCUCGGCCUAAUGUUUUGACAGUCUGUUGACGUGGGUUUGGAUACGUACACAGACAGCCAGGGAAGACGAAGGGAGGCAGGCACCCGGAUUAAUACAUUGGUGGAUGUGGUGAGACGCUCAGCAACACCUAAUUGGUCGAUGACCAGAGGCGUACCUUCAGGCCAGGAUGGGAUGCUGCAACUCCAAGAAACUGCCAGAUGAGGACAUCGAGUUCCUUGUGUCCAACACCAACUUUGAGAAGGGCGAAAUUCUCAAGUGGUACAAGGGCUUCAUGGAAGACUGCCCAGAUGGACAACUGUCAAAGGAGAAGUUCAAGAAUGUCUAUGCCAACUUCUUCCCGGGAGGAAAUCCAGAUGCCUUUUGUGAGCAUGUGUUCCGGUCGUUUGACCGUGAUGGAAGUGGGUCAAUAGAAUUCAAGGAGUUUCUAAUGGCGAUCAACAUCACAUCACAGAAAGGCAAAGCAGAGGACAAACUCAACUGGGCUUUUGACAUGUACGACAUUGAUGGGAAUGGAACCAUUGAAAAGAACGAGAUGGAGAGCAUUAUAGAGGCCAUCUACAGCAUGCUGGGGAGCCAUCUGUCAGACGAUGUCACAGACUCGCCGACAGUACGGACAGAAAAAAUAUUUGACACGAUGGACGUGAACAAAGAUGGCGUAUUGACAAAGGAGGAGUUUAUUAAAGGUUGUAUGGAGGACACGAUGUUGUACCAGAUGCUGACGGCAGAUGCAGAAGCCUCAAAGGAGUAAUACCACACUCUCAUUCCACAUGCCUCACCAGGAACAUGGGCCUUAACAUGCAUUUUCAAAUCAAAAGAUAUAUGUAUCGGAUUUAUGCAAGGGAGAUAACUCUGUGCACAGAGAAAGAUCAGUCGCUGAGGCAAAGGUCAAGGUCAAGAUCAUUCACAGGAAGUGAUUCUGUGGAAUUGAUGUCAUCACUUUUCAAGAAUAUAAAGAAGCAAAUUCAACUCAGUCAAUACAGUGAUUAGCUUACCAAUGACACCAGAAAAUAUUAUUGGGAUAUGUUCUACAAAAAAAUACUUUCGAAUGUAAUAAUAUCAACAGUGAUCCGGCCAAUGCAGUUUGUAUUCAAUGAACAGUUUUGAGAGAAAUUGAGGGCGAUCAUUUUGGAGCAGUCCACCUUCCUUUUUUCUCUGUAUGUAUAUAUAUAGAGAGAGCAUGUUUUUGUUACAAAGGUCAGUCUGAUCUAAUGCUGAUGGAUUACCUGGAGAAAGAGCCCACAACAAAUUCAUGUAAUACGGACCAACUUCAUGUCACCAUGGCAACUGUUUGUAAGAGCAGGAUCCUGUCUCUGUGGGGGAAUCAUCCCAUGUUUGUCUGCAGUGUAUGCAUGGUGUCAUGCAUAUUGUAUGUGUCCUUGUCAGUGCUUCUAUAGUAAGAGGAGACACCUGUAUGUAUCUGUACAUGGUGCAGCUGAACAUUCUCUAGAGCAGCUUCUGGUGGACUAAACCAGUUUGCAGCAGCUAUUAGCAAGACAGUUGGUUUAAAGGGGCUCUCUGAUCACAGUUUAUCAGAAAGCUCCAUUAGCUAUGGAGUGGUUUACCAAUAAAGUGUGCAACACCAUGCUUGAAACAAGACUUAAAUAUACCAAUAUUUUAACAGUGGCAUUCAAAGAGUCCCUUUAACAUUUAGACUUCACUCCACACAUUCCCAAAACAGCAAGUUUUAUGUUGUUACCUCCACCAGGUUUUGUUGUGCAUAAACUGAUAGAACAGGAUAGCUGUUAGUAAUUUCUUCCUUUGAAGACACAUUAAUAACAUUGGAAGGUCAGAUUUUUUUAAGAUGCAAGAAGACAAUUCUUUAUACCUGACAUUAAUUUGUCUGCCUUUGCAAACAUAUGAGUCAUUGAUACAAGGGCUAUCCCCACAUGGCAAGUGGCUAUGAAUAGAAAAGAAUAGAAAAAAAAAUGUUUCCCUUUUCAUCAAUUACUCCCAGAAGCCAGUGUGAAGUUUUUCUUUUUCUGAAAAGGUCCUAUAGGAAAUACCAAAAUCUGAUCUUGCAGUUUGCAUGAAGACAUUUAACUGUUUUUGUGUUGUAUUUCCCCACCUAGACAGGUUCCUGGUUUAAAUGUACUAGGCCAUGUCAUUCAAUUUGUGUCCUUUCAGGAGGAGAUACCACAUCAUUCAUCUUUUAGAAGCUUUUUGUUUCCAGCCCAAGCGCUGAUGUUUGUUCCCAGUUUGUAUACCUAUGUCAUCUAACCGCCAGGAGAAGGAUGGUUUGUGGUCACAGAACUGCACAUUCUGUGUCUGGAAGAUAGAAUGCCAUAUUCUGCAUUCAAGAAACAGAACGGCAUAUUCUAUGUUCUGGAGAGGAAAGGUUUGGAAGCAUAGUCUGUGUUCUGGAGAUGAACUGGCAUAUUCUGUGUUCUGGAGAUGAACUGGCAUAUUCUGUGUUCUGGAGAUGAAAUGGCAUAUUCUGUGUUCUGGAGUUGAAAUGGCAUUUUCUGUGUUCUGGAGAUGAAAUGGCAUAUUCUGUGUUCUGGAGAUGAAAUUCUAUAUUCUGUGUUCUGGAGAUGAAAUUCUAUAUUCUGUGUUCUGAAGAUGAAAUUCUAUAUUCUGUGUUCUGUGUUUCAUGUCAUAGAGGACGCUUGUGGAGGGUGAGGAGCCUACUUGGAGGGGCGCUAAUGGAUUCCACUUUUGAAUGAUUGAUGCCAUCUUGACACUUUGUCAAACCGUUACCACAUUUCAGUUGAAUAUCUGAAUAUAUAUAUAAAUAUAUAUAUCACUAUUAUUUGUACUCUCUGUAGUGGAGUUUGUGGAAGUCUCACAUGGCUGUUGACGAUUGUACUGACUGGUGUGUCAACACAACACUGACAUGAAGGUAAACAGGACACUUUCAAAUCAACAACGUAGGAAUAUCACAUAUGCAUGAGAAACAGAUUGCAGAAUUAAUUGUAGAAUUCAAAAUUGCUAAACAAAUAGAAUAUGACUGAUACGAUAAAACAAUGUCCACGUCUGUUGACAUGAAAGGCCAUAAAUGCUCUAUUUGAAACCAAAUCAUCUGACAUUCUACUCUGAACAGUUCUGGUUCUUUUACGAAUGCUUCAGAAGUCAUAGAUUUUAUGAGUGCUUCAGAGCUGCAAGUCAGCCUGCUUCAUGAGCUGUGCAGGAACAUAGAGCUGGUGUGACUCCAAUCCGUGGUGUGUUACAUACUGCUGGGGCCUCUACCUUGUUAGAUACUGAGGUUGUGUAAUGGCCUGGUAUCUCUUGUCUGCCAUUAUCACUGCACACAACAGCCUUGUUAGCAGGAAUAGAGCACAUCAUAGCCAGGGAAUAAUCAGUCUCAAUUAUGUCACGAAACAGAUUCCAUUGGAUGUAAAAGGCAGAAUAGUGGUGGACAUUUUAUGAAGACUUCAUCAUUUUUUUAAGCUUGUCUUUGUUUACUCUCCCAUCUGUUGACUUCUUUUGGCAUCAGAAACCUAAAAUAAAGAAAUAUAAACAAUCUCAGCAGUUUGGGUGAAUAUUCUUACAUGAAAAAACAAGCAUUUAAGGUGUAAUUUAGUGUUUAUAACUUUGCCUCUGCGAUGUGUCAUUUGUAAAACACAACAUGUACUGCAGAAACGAGUUAAAUAAUACCAGUUAUCCAAUGUAUUUUCAAAAUGGAGCGAUAAAUAUAUUUCUUGAGAAAACAUACCUCCAUGAUUCUGUAGAAUGAAGUUACAUUGAUACUUGUUGGCAGUUCCUCUGUGCCAACGAUCCAAGUGAGUGUUUCAUUGUUUCUUGCUUUCAGUUGAGUGUGUGAGUGGUUUGCUUACCUGAGUCAUGUAAAAAAAAUGUCCCCCCUCCCUAGCUGAUGUAGGUAAAGUAGGUUUGACAUGUUCUUGCACAAUGCAGUCAGACAUUGGUGUACGGCCUUGUGAAUCUUGAACUGAAUCAUUCAUCAGAACACUUACAUUGUCAGUGCUAUGUGUGCAAAACUGAUUCUACAAGCCCAACAUGGACAUCAGCAUGUUCAAAGAUGACAUUUAUUGUUUUCCAGCUAAUUGUUUGGACUGUGAAAGGCAGGAAAUGUCUGUCUACUUUAUUGCUAAGUGCUGUAUCUGCUCCCUGUGUUAGCACACAUCUCUAAACACAUGCAAUCAAUUACAUCCUGUACAAUCAUCAAAAUCUGCUUUAUGAAAACCUUUAAUCUUUACGUUAAGUCUUCAUUAGUCAGGAACAUCAGGAGACUUGAAAUAAACUUGAGCUUGUGUAUCUAGUGUCUUGAAUUCUUCACCCAAUUAUCAAAUAUAAUAUUUUUCAUUAUGUUCAGCAUAAAAAGAAAUGCAACAUUGGACAAAACAUAUUCCCAGUCUGUCAAGAUGAUUGUGUACGUACACCUAGAAAAUGUGGGCUACACAAGUAGCCCGCCAUUACCAGGAUGGAAUUACUGUCAUUCACGGAUGGCAUGAUCAUAUAGUUUUCAUGACAUAUCGAUUAACGCACAUUUUGACUGCAGUCAAGAAAAAGAGUUACCUCAUUGUAGGUUAAAAACCAGGGAAACAUGAUGAGAUCAGUGGAGAAAAUGUGUAAUACCCUGGGGAAGUCGUCACAGUAUCUUCUACCAGAAGUUGCCAGUGGUUUCCUUGCACUGUGUAUUGUGCUUUCAAGAUAACGUUUCCAGUAUCAUCGAUAUUGUUUUGUGUAUGUGGUUUAGUGUCUCACUCAAUUUUUAAUCUGAGAAGCAGUGGCAACUUGCAGGAGAAGAUACUGAGAGGGACGUGGACUCUGGCAAAGUUUGUGUUACUUGUGACCCCUUCUAUAUCAUGUGAUGGAAACUAUAUUAUGUGUAGGAGAGAUCGGUUUCUUACCACGGAACACCAGAACCACAACUUGGUGAGAGGUUGUUUAUCAUUCACCUUAUGGAGGCCGGGAGUAUGUUUGAAAUUUUGAAAAUAGAAAAUAUUUUUUGUUAUUCCAAGCUAUAUGAAACAGUAUUUUAAUAUUCUUGUGACAACACAUUAGGCACUUCACAUUAAGUGACAGAAAUGUAUUAUUUUGAAUAAUCUUUAUGACAAAAUAUACAUUUGAUUUUUUUUUGUCAUGUAAAAUACUACUGGUAAUUCAUUUUUUUAGACACUUGGAAUUGGAUGGCGUGAAAGGUGAAUCAUGAGUCAUGAUGACAUCCUAUAUACACACCGAUGUAUAUCUUUAUCUAACUGCCUUGUUGUAUUCGCUGUCAAGACACAACAUCCUGUUAGGUGACAUCAGUCCAUUUAUUCCCAGAAGCCAUUCAGAGCUGGCCAGGCGUUACACUGAUUAACAGCCUGGUUCAUACAAGAAACAUACUGCAUGGGCAAUGAAGCUUCUGUGCGGAGCAUUUGACUGGCUUAGAAUUGCAUUAUUAAGAUGUUAAGAGGAUUCAGAGUACUGGUGUGAUGAUGCUAAAGGAAUUAAACCAACUAUUUGCAGACAUAUUAAGGCACAAGUCUCAGAAGAAAGAAACCUUAUACCUAGUCCUGUCAACUGUCCAGAGUGUUACCUUCUCAUAAGAAGUCUAUGUCUAAGUAUAGUGGUGUAGCCGAGUGGUUAAAGCGUUCUCUCAUAACGCGGAAGACCAGGGUUCAAUUCCCUACAUGUGUACAUUGUAUGAAGCCCUUUACUGGUGUUCGCAGCCAUGAUAUUGCUGGAAUAUUGCUAAAAGCCACGGAAAACCAAACUCACUCACUAUGUCCGAGUGAUAAUUUUAUGUUUUGAGCUACAUGGUAUAUGUUCAAAAUAUUUUACCAACAACAGUCUUCAUACUAACAAAAGUUAUUUUGGGAAAGAGAUUCUUAACCGUUGUUUCCAGCAAUAAGAUGUGCCACGCCUCACAAAGAACAAACAGACACUCCUGUACGAUCUCAACGUGAAGAAAGUGUAUACACAUCAGUAUACAUCUAUAUUCCAUCUUCAUGUCAGUGUGUGUUGUGUUUACAGAGAUGUCAGAUUUCACAGUCAACCUGUCAACCCUUUCAUGGCUAUACCAGUAGGCAGUUCUUCACUCCAAGGGGAAAUGUGCAGUUGUAUUUUUCAAGAUUUGGAACUAUGCAUUGCAUGUCAGCAUCCCCUCACUGGUCCUGCAAUGUUAUAACACAGUUAUAACACAGUUGUACAAGUAUAGGCUGCCAUCAUGAAGGAAGCAGUCACAGACUAGCAAAACAAUAUUACGGAGUCAAACAUUCUUUUGUGCAUUAUUUGUUGAAACAUUGAUAUGUGUUUGCAAAUAUUGUACCAGUAAGCAAUUCAAGAAAUAUUUAGCAUUUGUAACAAAUCUCAAUCCUCUUUAAACCAUCCAUUGAAAAAAUAGUGCAGCCCUAUACUUUAUCCACUUGGUUGAUCUUUGUAGUGUGUUAUUCGUAGUCUGACAUUCUUCAGUAGGAAACCUGCCUCUACCUGGUGUCUCAUGUUCUCAUGUUAUGAGUUCUGUAUUGGGACGAUUAUUGUCAUUAAUACAGUAUACAUGAAAAUCAAUGUCAUCUUGUGGGAAAAUGUAAAUUGUUGACAAUAUUUACGUUUAGUAAGUUUAUAGAUUAUUUACAGUUUUUUAAAAAGAAAAUGUAUGUUAAAUUUUCCAUUGAUUUUAAAUGUUUAUGUUUUGUUAUGAUACUAUCCAAACCUGUAUAUUGAUGAUCUGUGUUCUGGCAUUGUGUUGCCAUGUGUUUCAUCACCAUGAAUGUACCCACCACACCAUGUUAUACAAUAGCAUAUUUCUAUGUUCAUAGUUUACUUGUAUAUUUGGAUCCAUUUAGCCUUACAUUUUGGUGAUGGGUAGGUGUCCUGCUACUGGCUUGUUGAUUAUCUUACAAUGAUAUUUGUAGUUGUAUUACUAGAAACAUUUUGCAAAGGGCUGUUGAGUCAGAUGCCAUGUUCAAAUCCAAUCAGAUAUUGGCCAAAAAUUAUUUUCUAUAAAAGUGUAACUUGCUAGUAAUGGACCAGGUUUUAUUGUAAACGUUAUGGACAAGAAAUUUCAGGGGAGUGUUGCCAUGGUUGACAAUGACUGUUUGGUGUUUGUCGGGCUCUGACUCAAAACACAACCCAAGAAUGAUUAGUACGUACAAGAAGGAUGUCAUCAAAUUUCUGGGGGAUCUCAUUUUGUCAUGUGGCAUUUGACGCGUGUGACAUUUGUCAACACAGGUUCAAGGGAACAAUUCCUAUGUAUUCAUGCUUGGUUGUUACCAGACAUUGGAUGACAUCCCUUCUCACCAGUUUGCUGGAGCAGACUUGAACUGUUUGGCUAUGACUGACUUGCCUUGUACAAUUAGCAGUACCUGUAGCUAGUGUCCUGUACCACAUACUGUCCCACACACUCACCUGGCAGCCUGGCGGGGGAAGGGGGGGGGGGGCCAGGACCAAGUUCUUGAAGACAGUCUUGAUGUCCUCAAACUCACGUGGCAGCCUGGCGGGGGAAGGGGGGGGCGAGGACCAAGUUCUUGGAGACAGUCUUGAUGUCCUCAAACUCACGUGGCAGCCUGGCGGGGGAAGGGGAGGGGGGGCCAGGACCAAGUUCUUGGAGACAGUCUUGAUGUCCUCAAACUCACGUGGCAGCCUGGCGGGGGAAGGGGGGGGCGAGGACCGAGUUCUUGUAGACAGUCUUGAUGUCCUCAAACUCACGUGGCAGCCUGGCAGGGGAAGGGGGGGGGGGGGGCGAGGACCGAGUUCUUGAAGACAGUCUUGAUGGGGGGCCAGGGCCAACAUCUGGACGAUAAUUGGGAUGCUGAGAGUGGGGGAAAAUGGGCCAUUUUGGUGGCCUGAGUCAGUGCACCUUUGUCAAUUUGCAUUGAGGGUGGACCGUGUGGACGGUGGGCCUUGUGUGUGGUUGAUAAUACUUAGGUGUUGAUGGUGACGAUGGAGGACGAUAGAGUGCCUUGGGUGUAGAUGAUGGGCCUUGGGUGUAGAUGGUUGGCCUUGGGUGUAGAUGAUGGGCCUUGGGUGUAGAUGAUGGGCCUUGGGUGUAGAUGGUGGGCCUUGAGUGUAGAUGGUUGGCCUUGGGUGUAGAUGGUGAAUCUUAGGUGGUGGGUGUACAGCACCUGGUGAGUGGAGCAUGAAUUGUAGAAUGACCUGGGUACAAUUUGUUUUAACAGAACCAUGCUGGCCAUCAAUGACACUACUCCCCUUACCGCCAUGCCGCCAGAUAAGUCAGGACUUUGCUGUUUUGGGAAAUCCUUGUUACCUUGUUUGGGCAUCAUCAAAUCAAGGGUGCACUUGUCAGAGGAUAUCAACUGCAAUAAACAUUCGAUGAAUAAAUCACUAUAACAAUAA